AUGAAGAACCUGAAGGGUAAUCAUGUGGUCGAGUAUAAGAUGUCGUGGAAGAGGGAUGGGAUUUCAUACAUAUUGAUGGAGUUGUGUGAAUGCAAUUUGAAUGUAUUGAUUGACUCCAUGAAAGGGCUGACCAAAUGUGGCGCCAAUGUAGAGCCCAACCAUUUCGAGUACUUCGUGUCGUUUAGUAUAUUCUAUGAGAUAGCACAGGGAGUCCAUUAUAUCCACUCACUUAAACCCCAUCCCAUUAUGCACCGGGACCUCAAGCCAUCCAAUAUUUUAAUGGACAGGAAUGGUGUAUUGAAGCUAGCAGAUUUUGGUCUGGCUAAAGUGAUAGAAGGGUCGGUGACACAUACGACGGGUGUCGGCACCGAUAUGUAUAGAGCGCCCGAAGUUGGCCAAAGUUCGCCUAAUCUUCACUACAAACAGUCGGCCGAUAUGUAUAGCCUGGAAGCAAAGGCCACUGAAUCUAAACGGAUUCAAAUGAACAUGAGUGCCGGUGAAUGUGAAUGGAGUGGAUUUGAUGGGGAAUUGAAAGCCAUUGUCGCACAAGCGGUCGAUUGGGACACAACACAAAUGACAGCAAAAGAGCUGGGAUUUGGUGAUUAUGGCACCGUUUACAAAGUGACCUCGGCUCAUAAUCAACAUGUUGCUCUUAAAGUGAUCCCGAUGCUAGAACAAUUGAUUGAAAAUAAGAAGAAAUAUCUCAGAGAGAUGUCAGUCAUGAAGAGACUCAACAACUAUGAUAUUGUGGUGAAGUAUAUCAAGUCGUGGUCGACACCGCACUUCACGUACAUAUUGAUGGAGUUGUGUGAAUGCGAUCUCAAUGUAUUGAUUAAGUCAAUGACAGACAUAUUUAAGAUUAAAGACAAUGUGGAGCCCAACCAGUUUGAGUACUUCGUGUCGUUCACUAUAUUCAAUGAUAUAGCACAGGGAGUCCAUUAUAUACAUAGUCAGGAUCCUCCGAUUAUGCACCGGGACCUUAAGCCAACUAAUAUACUAAUGACCAGUGAUGGCAAAUUGAAGCUAGCAGAUUUUGACCUGGCUAAAGUGUUGUCGGACACGAUCACUAAAUCCGGAAGAUCGAUUACUCACACGGCCGGUGUCGGUUCAGAGAAGUUUAUAGCACCUGAGGUGAGUCAUAGUAGUAAUAAUCAUCACUACAACGAGUUGUGCGAUAUGUUCAGUUUGGGUAUGAUUGGCGAGGUUGAGUGA
Oppiella nova is the source of this 1212-nucleotide messenger RNA. The record is from the annotation of a GenBank genome assembly. NCBI's taxonomy places the organism in Eukaryota, Metazoa, Arthropoda, Arachnida, Sarcoptiformes, Oppiidae.